Molecule: messenger RNA, 6578 nt
Organism: Piliocolobus tephrosceles (Ugandan red Colobus)
Lineage: Eukaryota; Metazoa; Chordata; Mammalia; Primates; Cercopithecidae
Gene: SATB1
Product: SATB homeobox 1
Exons: 12
Coding region: 707-3091 (794 amino acids)
Biological process (GO): chromatin remodeling; regulation of transcription by RNA polymerase II
Molecular function (GO): RNA polymerase II cis-regulatory region sequence-specific DNA binding; DNA-binding transcription factor activity, RNA polymerase II-specific
Source: RefSeq, a predicted model, not a curated record
CGGCUCGGGCUUCAGUGCGCCUAGUGUAGCCAGCGGCCGCCGAGGCUCCCACCGCCAGGGGGAGAAGCCGGGCGGGCGCUAGGGAGGCGGGCCGGGCCCUGGCCGCCCCGCUGGCCAGCCCGCGCCGCACAAGCUCUGAAGCGGCGGCUGCGCGGGGUCUGCCGAGCCCCCGGGCGCAGCGUGCCCGGUCCGAAGCGCCACGGCUGGAUGCGCGUCCCGGGUGGCUACGGGCUCCCGCGGGGGGCGCGGGGGGCGCUCCGGCCGCUCCGGUGCGCCUCCAGACUGCGGGCGCCGCGACCGCCGAGCCGAGAGCAGCUCCCGCCGGCCCCUUCCCCCUCCCGCCCCCGCCGCCGCCCCCUCCCCCUUCCCCCCCCCACCCCGCCCGUUAACAUCUCCUCCCUCCCCCUCCUUCUCUUCCUUCCCUUGGCCCCGCGCGCUCGCUCGCUCGCUUCUCGCCUCGCUCUCCCCUUUAAACGCCCACUUCGGAUGGGGAAAGAGGACAACUUGAAGUCAAGUUGCAAUUAACUUCCGCGGCAGCCGCAGCUCCGGCGGCGGCGGCGGCGGCAGGAGAGGCAGAAGCCGCCGCCUCGGAAGUCCGACGCCGGCGCGCCCGCCCGGGGAGCCGUUCCUGGUUUCAGGCCCGCACUCGACAGCCACCGCCGCCCCCUACGUCCAUGCCUGAGUGAUCUUUAGACAGUGACUGAGUAUGGAUCAUUUGAACGAGGCAACUCAGGGGAAAGAACAUUCAGAAAUGUCUAACAAUGUGAGUGAUCCGAAGGGUCCACCAGCCAAGAUUGCCCGCCUGGAGCAGAACGGGAGCCCACUAGGAAGAGGAAGGCUUGGGAGUACAGGUGCAAAAAUGCAGGGAGUGCCUUUAAAACACUCGGGCCAUCUGAUGAAAACCAACCUUAGGAAAGGAACCAUGCUGCCAGUUUUCUGUGUGGUGGAACAUUAUGAAAACGCCAUUGAAUAUGAUUGCAAGGAGGAGCAUGCAGAAUUUGUGCUGGUGAGAAAGGAUAUGCUUUUCAACCAGCUGAUCGAAAUGGCAUUGCUGUCGCUAGGUUAUUCGCAUAGCUCUGCUGCCCAGGCCAAAGGGCUAAUCCAGGUUGGAAAGUGGAAUCCAGUUCCACUGUCUUAUGUGACAGAUGCCCCUGAUGCUACAGUAGCAGAUAUGCUUCAAGAUGUGUAUCAUGUGGUCACACUGAAAAUUCAGUUACACAGUUGCCCCAAACUAGAAGACUUGCCUCCCGAACAAUGGUCGCACACCACAGUGAGGAAUGCUCUGAAGGACUUACUGAAAGAUAUGAAUCAGAGUUCGUUGGCCAAGGAGUGCCCCCUUUCACAGAGUAUGAUUUCUUCCAUUGUGAACAGUACUUACUAUGCAAAUGUCUCAGCAGCAAAAUGUCAAGAAUUUGGAAGGUGGUACAAACAUUUCAAGAAGACAAAAGAUAUGAUGGUUGAAAUGGAUAGUCUUUCUGAGCUAUCCCAGCAAGGCGCCAAUCAUGUCAAUUUUGGACAGCAACCAGUUCCAGGGAACACAGCCGAGCAGCCUCCAUCCCCUGCGCAGCUCUCCCAUGGCAGCCAGCCCUCUGUCCGGACCCCUCUUCCAAACCUGCAUCCUGGGCUCGUAUCAACGCCUAUCAGUCCUCAGUUGGUCAACCAGCAGCUGGUGAUGGCUCAGCUGCUGAACCAGCAGUAUGCAGUGAAUAGACUCUUAGCCCAGCAGUCCUUAAACCAACAAUACUUGAACCACCCUCCCCCGGUCAGUAGAUCUAUGAAUAAGCCUUUGGAGCAACAGGUUUCGACCAACACAGAGGUGUCUUCCGAAAUCUACCAGUGGGUACGCGAUGAACUGAAACGAGCAGGAAUCUCCCAGGCAGUAUUUGCACGUGUGGCUUUUAACAGAACUCAGGGCUUGCUUUCAGAAAUCCUCCGAAAGGAAGAGGACCCCAAGACUGCAUCCCAGUCUUUGCUGGUAAACCUUCGGGCUAUGCAGAAUUUCUUGCAGUUACCGGAAGCUGAAAGAGACCGAAUAUACCAGGACGAAAGGGAAAGGAGCUUGAAUGCUGCCUCAGCCAUGGGUCCCGCCCCCCUGAUAAGCACACCACCCAGCCGCCCUCCCCAGGUGAAAACAGCUACUAUUGCCACGGAGAGGAAUGGGAAACCAGAGAACAAUACCAUGAACAUUAAUGCUUCCAUUUAUGAUGAGAUUCAGCAGGAAAUGAAGCGCGCUAAAGUGUCUCAAGCACUGUUUGCAAAGGUUGCAGCAACCAAAAGCCAGGGAUGGUUAUGCGAGCUGUUACGCUGGAAAGAAGAUCCUUCUCCAGAAAACAGAACCCUGUGGGAGAACCUCUCCAUGAUCCGAAGGUUCCUCAGUCUUCCUCAGCCAGAACGUGAUGCCAUAUAUGAACAGGAGAGCAACGCAGUGCAUCACCAUGGCGACAGGCCGCCCCACAUUAUCCAUGUUCCAGCAGAGCAGAUUCAGAGCCCCUCUCCCACCACCCUUGGGAAAGGAGAGUCUAGAGGCGUUUUCUUACCAGGCCUGCUGACCCCUGCACCAUGGCUCGGUGCUGCUCCUCAGCAACAGCAGCAGCAACAGCAGCAGCAGCAGCAGCAGCAGGCGCCGCCGCCUCCACAGCCACAGCAGCAGCCACAGGCGGGCCCUCGGCUCCCCCCACGGCAACCCACGGUGGCCUCUCCAGCAGAGUCAGAUGAGGAGAACCGGCAGAAGACGCGGCCACGAACAAAAAUUUCAGUGGAAGCCUUGGGAAUCCUCCAGAGUUUCAUACAAGACGUAGGCCUGUACCCUGACGAAGAGGCCAUCCAGACUCUGUCUGCCCAGCUCGACCUUCCCAAGUACACCAUCAUCAAGUUCUUUCAGAACCAGCGGUACUAUCUCAAGCACCACGGCAAACUGAAGGACAAUUCCGGUUUAGAGGUCGAUGUGGCAGAAUAUAAAGAAGAGGAGCUGCUGAAGGAUUUGGAAGAGAGUGUCCAAGAUAAAACUACUAACACCCUUUUUUCAGUGAAACUAGAAGAAGAGCUGUCAGUGGAAGGAAACACAGACAUUAAUGCUGAUUUGAAAGACUGAGAUACAAGUAUUUGUUUCAUUCAACAGUGCCACUGGUAUUUACUAACAAAAUGAAAAGUCCACCUUGUAUUCUCUCAGAAAACCUUUGUUGUUCAUUGUUUGGCCAAUGAAUCUUCAAAAACUUGCACAAACAGAAGAGUUGGAAAAGGAUAAUGCAGACUGCACUAAAUGUUUUACUCUGUUUUACAAACUGCUUGGCAGCCCCAGGUGAAGCAUCAAGGAUUGUUUGGUAUUAAAAUUUGUGUUCACGGGAUGCACCAAAGUGUGGACCCCGUAAGCAUGAAACCAGUGAUUUUUUUUUUUUUUUUUUUUUUUUUUAGUUCUUAUUCUGGAGCCUCAAACAAGCAUUAUACCUUCUGUGAUUAUGAUUUCCUCUCCUAUAAUUAUUUCUGUAGCACUCCACACUGAUCUUUGGAAACUCGUCCCUUAUUUAAAAAAAAAAGAAAAAAAAAGAGUUUGUUACUCUAUUGUAUGUUACAAAAGAACUAUAGACUGUGGAAUGCAGUUUAAAGAUGACAUAUGCCAACAAAUGCCUUGUAUUAUAUGGCACUGCCGUAAUUCAAAUUUGUUUUUAUUUUGGAAAUAAAAGUUCACUGUAAUUUUUUUUUCAUUCUCAUUGUUACAUGAUUUUUUUAAAAAAAGGAAAAGAAAAUGUGAAACACAAUUUAGUCCUCAUUAUUUAUUUGUAGAUCCUGCAGCAUCAUGUUGUAAUUAAUUUUUUGGAAGUUUCCGUUAAAUGUAAUAUUGCUUCUCUUGUUACCAUACUGAUUCUUUUCUAUUUAUAAAUGUAUUUUGAUGGGCAGUAAAACAAAGUGUCUUAAAAGUUUUAAAUAGAGAAAAUGUGCUUUACACAGUUGCCUAUAAAAAGUGCUCUAUGUUAUCCAAGCAAUUCAUACUAUAAGCUUCACUCUUAUUGUUGUAUGCAAUUUUUACUAUCAUGCAAAUAAGCUUAGGUAAAUAAAACUAAUAGAUCACCUUAGAAAAUUAUGCAAUUAAUGUGAAAAUAAUUGAUGUUUGCAAUGUGUCUUCCUUUGGUUUACAAUCAAUUUUAAAGCUACAUCUGUAUAAAAUUUCUGUAUAAAGGUGUAUUUCUUUUUUAUGAGUUUAUGGCUAUGAAAACACCAGCUAUUUUGUUACAGCUGGCUGUUUUUAUAAGUGUAUCACAAUUUUCUUUAUGCAGAAAUGUUCUGACUAGGAGUGGUUAUUGACUGUAACUACACAAUUAAAAUUGUUUGUAUCGUAUGACAUGGUAGGGUUUGUCUGCUUAUGUGAAGUAACUUUAAAGAAGAGUCAAAGGAUGGCCCUCUCAUUUAGGUGCAUGUUAAUACUUGAUAUUUUACUGAUUUUAAAAAGAGCAAUUGACAAGUUACUUGAAACACUGUAAAUUGAAAUCACAAACACAUGCUCAUUUUUAAAUAGGUAUGAAAUUUCACAAUGAAAAUAACCUGUUUUGGUUAACAUUUUGCUUCAUAAAUAGAGAUAGGAUGGUCAAAAGACUCUCCAACAAAAACAUAAAUCCAGUCUCUAGCAGUUAUGUUCUUAGAAUGGAUUCAUCUAUGCUUAUUUCACAAUACUUCAUUUAUAGCAACGCUUUUCCUUAACCUUAUGUACAGAUAUUUCUAAAGGCCAUUAAUAGUAACAAAAUGGAAAAAAUAGACCUUCUGUAUAAAAACCCCUUAAUGAGCUUUUUUUUCACAAGUUAUAAAUGGAAUAAGUUAAUAACUGAGCUCAUAAGUGUAUGUCAUAACUAUAAGAGCCACAUGAAGAAAAUAGGAAUGACACACCUGGUAUUUAAACACAAUCUUCAAAAUUCUUGCAACAUUAAACAUAGUAAAAUGCCAGAAUAUAAAACGAGGUGUGCUAAUGGUCACAGGAUUGAGGCCAGCAUUACAGUUUGGGGUGAUUUUUCUUCCAUUUGCUUCCUCACUUUGUUUCCUAGAUGCUAGUAGGGGUGUCUGGGUUGCUUGAGAUACCAUUCUGCAAUUGCCCCUUCUCUCUCUGCCUGCCAUUUUCUCAGGCCCUGAUGAGCUUAUUGGUAGGCAACUGGGCUGCUUUACUGUUGACUGAACUUGUACUUCAGAAACUGAAAUGGAAUCAUUGAAAACUCAAUAAAGCUUUAAAGUUCCAUUUACUUUAGAAGCACAACUAAGCUCCUCUGAAGGCAGCUGGUUUGUUGCAAACUUAAAAUUGUACUGAAAAGUUGCCACUUUUUAUUAAGUAAGAAAACACAAACAUUCUUGCUCACUAGAGUUCAGAAAAGUAAUAAUUUGAGCCAAAGGAAUUUGAAUUAAGAAAAUACAAACUAGAUUUCAUGUAUUUAAAACAUAUAAAAUAAAACAGAAACUCGGAUGCCAUUAAGAUAUCCUCCUCUUCCUUAUAUCCCCUAAGUUUAAGGGAAAAGGCUGGAUAUAGCAGAGAGUAGAAUUGAUGUCCUUAAUUUUUAACCAGCCCAACCCUUAGCACAAGGUGUCAAAUAGGUAUGAGAUUUAGUAAUUUUUUUGGAAGGAGAAAUUGGGUUGCAAAUAACUUUCCCAUUCCUAAUAACCUGAAUUAUUUUGAAAUAAUGUUUUCAGUGAAAUGAUGAACGUGUUUGAUAAUCAACAUAAUGCUAACGAAAUUCCCACUUAGAUUUUUUUUUAACUUUCAAAAGUCAGCAUGGUUUUGAUAAUUCGAUAUUUUAAAUGCCCCCCCCCCCCCCGCCCACACACACACACAAGCACAUGUUAAACAAUGAUAGAUGGAGUGAGCAAAAGUGUUUUCAGGGAGGAUGGCACAUUUUAGAAAAGACUUGCCCAGAUGAUCUUCCAUAUUGCUCCCCCAAUGUCAUUUAUCACUCAUACCAGUCCUCUUGUUACCUGUAGCUAUGGCAAAAUUCCUUUAACAAGCUUCAUUGUGUUCAAGUAUUUCAGAGACUUUUAAAAGCUGGGCAUGACGUAGCAUUUUGUGCUGUUAAGACCUUAGCAGAGUCAGGUAGUUUACGGGUAAUAUUCAACCUUGUGCAUCUGAAUCUGUCAUGGAUUCUCUUCACUCAGCACUUUGCCACUAAUUUGUAUUACACUCUGUGGCCAUAUAAUACUUGCACAUUAUGCAAAAAAUAAAAUGUUGAUAGUAUCUCCUUGCCACACAGUAUGCAGAGUUGACACAGAACCUUUGAAAACCAAGGUAACUAAUAUGUAUGUCCUGGUUGUGUGGCACUUGGUAACAAAGUCUGUACAUAUUAUGUAUAAAGUGUGUAUUGGUUAGCAUUUAGUACUAAGAAAUUCUCAGUUUAAGUGUUUUUUUUUUUCAAAGUAGCGAUAUCUAUAUCUGUGUUUAUCUAAAAAUACUAGCUUGAAUAGAAAACAUUCUCAAAUGGUUCAAGAUUGAGUAAAAAUGAGAAUCCCAUACAUUCCAUUAUUAAAUUCCGCCCUAUUCCCAAUUGUUAGCAUCUGGCUGAUAUUAAGGUCUUUGAUUGUCACAAUAUUCUCAAUAAAUGAGACAUUCUGAA